Molecule: messenger RNA, 558 nt
Organism: Fragaria vesca subsp. vesca
Lineage: Eukaryota; Viridiplantae; Streptophyta; Magnoliopsida; Rosales; Rosaceae
Product: protein transport protein Sec61 subunit beta-like
Exons: 2
Coding region: 76-327 (83 amino acids)
Biological process (GO): intracellular protein transport
Cellular component (GO): Sec61 translocon complex; endoplasmic reticulum membrane
Source: RefSeq, a predicted model, not a curated record
GCAGUCAAACUCGCUCUCCCUUCCUUCUUCUAACAACAACGCCUUCUUCCUUCCGCCAACUCAGACUCAAAGAAAAUGGUUUUAGGCGGUGGAGCAGCUCCCCCAAGAGGAAGUGCCGCAGCUACUGCGAGCAUGCGUAGGAGGAGGACGACGACAAGCGGUGGUGGUGCUUCUGGAGGUGCAGCCGGGACUAUGCUCCAGUUCUACACUGACGAUGCCCCUGGACUCAAGAUCUCCCCAAAUGUUGUUCUCAUCAUGAGCAUUGGUUUCAUUGGCUUUGUUGCUGUUCUUCAUGUCAUGGGAAAGCUCUACUUUGUGCGCUCUUAGAGAGGUGCUCUGUAGUCUGUACUAAACAUAGGAAACAAAGUUCAAUAUGGUGUUCUUUUUAUCAUGAAAUAAUAAUAGUCUAGUUAUGAAAAGAAAUCACAGUUUUAUCAAAUCUUCAUUGUACUAAUUGAAUUGAAUGUUUGGAACGGUUCUAGCUGUUUCAGGUCUGAGUUUAGUAGAAUCAGAGGCUGCUUUUAGAUACUAAAAUUUUGGUCUCAUCUACAAUUUGAA